UUUUGUUGAGCCAUGCCACCUGGCAACACUGGCAGACUUCCAGCAGCUGGCUUAUCUUAUCUAUUUGUGUGGUAUUUUUGGGUGCAUUCCAAAAAUUGCAUUGUCAAAAUCGGUUUUACAGCACGCUGCUCCUUGAUCGUUCACCUGGCGGAAGAGGGCGCAGUUGAUCUGCGAACAGAGUUCCACGCGCUGGAGUCCCACAGUUUUGCAUGCAUUGUAUUUCGUUGUGCGAUCGGUUGGCAAGGCACCACUUGUAGCAUUCCGUAGGACAGGACAGGACAGGACAGGACAGGACAGGACAGGACAGGAUAGCCGGAUAGGAUGAGCUGCUUCAGUGCGAUGAGUGCCCCAUUGCUAGGCGAGAUGGAGCAGACCAUCGGGAUGCUGGAGCGGGGCACCAUCGUGACCAAGCUGUACGGGAAGCAGCGGCGGCCGGACCGUCGCCACCUGAUGCUCAUCCGGGAAACGCGCCAGCUGCUCUGGGCCACGGUGGCCACGCAGACACCACGCACCGACUACGAGGGCGCCAUCCAGCUGCGCGAGAUCCGGGAGAUCCGGGUGGGCAAGCACUCGAAGGAGUUCCGCCUGUCCGCCGACGAGUGCCAGCGGUUCGAGAGCAGCAAGUGCUUCGUCAUCCUGCACGGCAGCCACUUCAAGCUGAAGAGCUUCUCGGUGGUGGCCCUGUCGGAGAUCGAGGCGGACAACUGGGUGAGGGGGCUGCGCUACAUGGUGCGGGACACCCUCGCCGCUCCCUACCCCCUCCAGAUCGACCGCUGGCUGCGCCGGGAGUACUACCAGAUCGAGAACGUCAACUCGCACUCGGCGAAGGCCACGGAUCAGUCGCCGGCGCAGGUGACCAUCAAGGACUUCAAGCUCUUCCUGGCCGGCGUCAGCUGCAAGAUGACCACCGGCAAGUUCAUGGAGCACUUCACCGAGGAUGUGCGGCGCAAACACGACCUCAAAUUCGAUGACUUCUCGCGGCUCUACCAGAAGCUGCUCUUGCCCAACGGCUUUGCCGGCAUCCUGUCCGGAUCCGGUGCGAGUUCAGCUGCAACUGGCUUUCCCUACUCCGAGGAUCAGAUGGUGGUGCGGCCGGCGGAGCUGAAACAGUUCCUGGAGGCGGAACAGAGCGACGGAGGCAGCAGCAGCAGCGGCGGCAGCAGCAGCGAGAUUAGCAGCGCCUCCAUUGCCGCCUUCAUACGGGACUUUGUCCAGGACGUGGAGCGGGAUGUGCAGGAGCCGUACCUGACCUUCUCGGAGUUCGCGGACUUCCUGUUCUCCAAGCAGAACGACCUGUGGAACAGCAAGUUCGACUCGGUGUUCAUGGACAUGAACCUGCCGCUGUCCUCCUACUGGAUUGCCUCUUCGCACAACACCUACCUGACCGGCGACCAGUUCUCCAGCGAGUCCUCCUGCGAGGCCUACGCCCGCGCCCUGCGCAUGGGAUGCCGCUGCAUCGAGCUGGACUGCUGGAACGGGCCCGACAACCUGCCCUACAUCUUCCACGGCCACACCAUGACCUCCAAGAUCAAAUUCAUGGACGUCAUCAAGACCAUCAAGGACCACGCCUUCGUCACCUCCGAGUACCCGGUGAUCCUGUCCAUCGAGCAGAACUGCUCCCUGGAGCAGCAGCGCAACAUGGCCCAGGCCCUCAUCGAGGUGUUCGGGGAAAUGCUGCUGACCCAACCUUGUGACCGGAACGAGAAGCACCUGCCCUCGCCCUACCAGCUGCGUCGCAAGAUAAUCCUCAAGCACAAGAAGCUGCCGCAGUUCGAUGACAUCAGCAACGGGAUUUCGGGCACUGGGUCGUUGGGCCCCAGAUCCUCGCUGGCCAGCGGAGGCGGAGGCGGUGGAGUCCACGGGGAGAACGAUGGCGAGAAUGUGCGCAAGGUGUUCAAGGAGGGACUGCUGUACUUCAAGGAUCCGGUCGACAAGACCUGGAACCUUUACCAGUUCGUGCUUACGCACCAGGAGCUAAUCUACUCCUCGGAGAUCAACGAGUCGCGCAACGGGAACUCGGAGGACGACGACUUUGGGCUAUCCUCGUCCUGUUCGCUGAACAGCAACAUGCAGCAGAAGCAGAAGGACACGUCAGCCAACGAUGAGCUGCACUUCGGCGAGAAUUGGUUCCAUGGAAAGCUGGAAGGUGGCAGGAAGGAAGCAGACGACCUGCUGAAGAAGUAUAAACAUUUUGGAGACGGAACGUUUCUAGUACGCGAAUCGGCCACAUUUGUAGGGGACUACAGUCUAUCGUUUUGGCGUAGGAACCGACCCAAUCACUGCCGCAUUAAGUUGAAGCAUGAGAACGGCUCCAUCAAGUACUAUUUGGUGGAGAACUUCGUUUUCGACUCACUUUACUCCCUGAUCGUUUACUACCGCAAGAACAUGUUGCGCAGCUCGGAGUUCUCGAUCAUACUGAAGGAGCCUGUCCCCCAGCCGAAAAAACACGAGGAUCAGGAGUGGUUCCACCCAAACACCACCAAGGAGCAGGCCGAGCAGGGUCUCUUCAGACUGGACAUCGGCUCGUUCCUGGUGAGGCCGUCGGUGCAGAGCAUUAACGCCUUCGUGAUCUCGUUCACCAUCAAUCGGAAGAUAAAGCACUGCCGCAUCAUGCAGGAGGGCCGUCUGUACGGCAUCGACACGAUGAACUUCGAGUCCCUGGUCUCGCUCAUCAACUACUACACCCGGAACCCGCUCUACCGCAAUGUCAAGCUCAGCCACCCGGUCUCCCAGGAGCUGCUGCGCCAGGCGCUGGCGGAGAUCGCCCACGGCGAGCAUGGUGGCGGCCUCGACGACAACGGGGCCUCCAACUACAUGGGCUCCAACCUCGAGGAGUACGUCACGUGCAAGGCCCUCUACAGCUACAAGGCGAACAAGCCGGACGAGCUCUCCUUCCCCAAGCACGCCAUCAUCACGAACGUGCAGAGGGACAACUCGAUGUGGUGGAUUGGUGACUACGGCGGUAUGAUAAAAAAACAUCUGCCGGCCAACUACGUUAAGGUUAUUGAUUCCGCCACGGAAGACUACAGCUCGUUGAAUGAGGAGGGUACCGACAGCCGAACCGACUCCAUUGAGAUAUUCGGGGCUGUGGCCUCGCUCUUUGAGUCCAGCGAUCCGGGCAUCAUCUUCAAGCUGCAGAUACAAACGCCAACGAUGCAGAAUCCGUUCGUGAUUGGCUUCGACAACCAGGAAACGGCCUACGAGUGGAUUAAGGCCAUCCAGGAGGCGGCCCUCAUCGCCAGCCAGCUGGCAUCGGAGCGCCGAAAGAAGGAACGCACCGCCCGAGUGGCCAAGGAGAUGUCCGACCUGAUCAUCUACUUCCGCAGCGUGCCCUUCCGCGAGCACUCGUGGAUAUUCCAGGAGAUGUCCAGUUUCCCCGAAACGAAGGCGGAAAAGCAGUUCUUCCAGCAGAACACCCAGCUGUUCCUCUGCUACCACCGCAACCAGAUCAGUCGAGUGUACCCGAAGGGCCAGCGGUUGGACUCGUCCAACUUCAAUCCCAUGCCAUUCUGGAAUAUCGGAUCGCAGAUGAUCGCCCUCAACUACCAGACGGGUGACAAGGCCAUGCAGCUGAACCAGGCCAAGUUCAGGAACAACGGCCAGUGCGGCUACAUCUUGAAGCCGGUGUUCAUGAAGUCCGAUGGCUUCCACCCCAACACUCCCUUGUCCGACCACUCCAGCGAGGUGAAUGUGAGCAUUCGCCUUAUUGCGGCCCGCCACCUGUUCCGGGGUGGCAAGUCCAACAAUCCGCAGAUCGUGGUCGAGAUAGUGGGGGCCAGUUAUGACACGGGCGUCAAGUAUCGAACCAAGGUCAACGAAAACGGCUUCAAUCCCGUGUGGAACGAAACGUGCGAGUUCGUCGUGCGCAAUCCGCAGUUCGCGAUCCUUCGCUUCGAGGUUCAGGACGAGGACAUGUUCGCCGAGACGCACUUCAUUGCCCAGGCCUGCUAUCCACUGACCUGCAUACGCCAAGGCUACCGCAGCGUCAUCAUGUGCAACAAGUUCAGCGAGGAGCUGGAACUGUCCUCCUUGCUGGUCCACAUCAAGAUUGCGAAUUCCACUUCCCCAUAGUUAAGUAUACUGGAUCGAUCAUUGAAAGGUGUAUGCAUGUUCAGCUGAAUGGAUGGUUCGAUUGUUUGAGAAACAAUUGUAGAAACUGAAAGAGAGCAAGGAUGCGAAGCAAUUUGUCAGACGCUGUAAAUACACCAUGGCAUCAAACUAUGACCUGAUUCUACGACUCAUAUUAGCUUUAGCAGGGAGACACAUCAUUUGAUUUCAUUAGGAUUCAUUUUAGUUCCCAUCAGAGCUAUACAAUCAAUAACAACACGGGAACACAGAAUUCAAUUUUUUUGAAAUUUCCACGAACCAUGUAGUCACACACACACAUAUCACAUAUUGGUUCCGACAUUUCGACAUUUUCAAUUAUGUCGCCCAAACAGUUUACAUUAACCAAUUGCUUGUGCUGAAACAGACUCUCUAUGAACUAUCGCACAAAAAGGUACCCAAAUUUAAAAUCUUACAUGUUUUUAAAUUACUCUUAUUGUGAAGUGAUUUAGAAAUUAUGGAAAUAAUUGUAAUAUUCUUUGUAAUCUACUCUUCUCUCAAUGUUUUCUUAAAGUUUUCAUAAGGUCAUUUUAUUUGUAAAAGCAUACUAUGUUUUUUCUCCAAAUUAAAUAAAUAAAUAGCAUAAAUGCAUCAUAACAGUAUUUAUGAAUUUAUCUUACUGUUGUAGGCUGCCAUAACUUAUUUAAAAUUGGAGAAAAGAUAGCAGUAGAUAAUAACCCAAAAAUUGUGCUUUUAAUGCAAUAAGGAUCCAAUUAAUAUCCUUCAAAAUAAUAUUUAAACCGAAAAAAACACAGAAGCCUGUAGAUUCCAAGAGAAUUUAAAAUUGUUUCCAUUGAAGAUAUUUUUGUUAGAGGCGCUCUAAUCUUGGAAUAAUUGUUAAAAAUUAUAUAUUUAACAGUGAAAAUCGGUGAUGUGUAGAGUGCAUCAGCAAAAAAAUAUUAAUUAAUUCUAGUUAUAUGGGCCCCAUUAUUAAAAAUGGCGGACUUUUACAGGGAGCACACAUAUAUCAUGGAAAAAUACAAAAGGUUCGUGGAAUUUUUUGGUUGUGUACCUGUGUAACCAAGAUCGUACAUACUGAAACUUAAACUAAAUUGUUGAAGCCCCUACGGAUAAGUUUAACGUUUUCUUCUUUUUUCUUUCUUUUUUCUCCUGAAUCGAAGUCUUGUUCACCAAUUAAUGUUCCAUUACCGUAAAGUUUUUCCCGAAUAUCGAAUGCACCACCGAAAUUGAACUAAAACCGGUCAUUUUGAUAUAUAAGGAAAUUAAAAAAAAAUAAUUUUCUAGUACAGAACACGUUUAGCGUUUAUUAUUUUUUGUUUAGUUAUACCUACAUUUUGUGAAAUUUUGAAAGAGUCAUGCCAAUCUAACAUCCUUUAUUCUUUCAUCUGACCUAAUGUCGUAGUCUAUCAAUUACACUUUUAGUUAAGACUUUAAGUCAAGAGAACAAAAUAGCAAGAAUAAGUUAAAACUAUCCACGAAGGUUAUUUGCCCUGAAUUAGGUUUCGAACCACUACUUUUCAACAUGUAGCCCUAAUCCUGUUUUAGUUUCGACAUUUAACUCUUACUUAGCCAAGUAUAACCAUUUUGCAUGGAUAAACUUAAAUAUUCAAAAUAUUUGUUUGACAUUAUUGAUAGUUAUUGUUUUUUUUACUUCAUCAUUAAAAAGGUUAAAUAUUAUUUUUCAACCCAAAAAUGUUUAAUUUGUCGAAGGUAUUUUUUGUUUUCGAAAGCUAAAAGUUAAUCUAUUCUAAUCAAAUUUUAAUCUCAUUUUAAUUAAAAUGGGCUAGAAGAUACUGAAUCACUUGUUGUGUAUAAUAUCUAUUAAAUGAAACUUGAAUAUCGAACAUUCGAUUCGAAGAUCAAAAGCAAUUCGUGUGAAUAGCAAAAGGGCUUAAAAUGGACUAACGAUUUAGUUUUAUUUUCAAAUCGAAUAAAUUAUUUUAUUGUCCCGCAAGUUAAGCUUUAAGUUCUGUUGAUGAACUUUUGUUAAUUUAAAUGGUUUAAGCCGGCCAAUCAGUUUUCCUUUUUUCUGAUUUUGUUUGAAUCGCAAACAACUAAAAAUCCAACCGAUCUUUAUGUAAAACCCUAAAGUCUAACAGGUGUUUGUGUAAAGAGGCCUUUGGAAAAAAAAUUAUUUAAAAAAAAGUUAUACACAUUUUUAAAGAAACAAGGAAAAAUAUUACUGCAA
Drosophila elegans is the source of this 6253-nucleotide messenger RNA. RefSeq names its product 1-phosphatidylinositol 4,5-bisphosphate phosphodiesterase gamma-1 (gene sl). The coding region runs from base 322 to 4071 and encodes 1249 amino acids. Lineage: Eukaryota; Metazoa; Arthropoda; Insecta; Diptera; Drosophilidae. Gene Ontology annotation, molecular function: protein binding; phosphatidylinositol-4,5-bisphosphate phospholipase C activity. The record is from RefSeq and is a predicted model, not a curated record. Gene Ontology annotation, biological process: phospholipid catabolic process; phosphatidylinositol-mediated signaling; positive regulation of epithelial cell migration. The transcript has 4 exons.